Molecule: messenger RNA, 3618 nt
Organism: Phoenix dactylifera (date palm)
Lineage: Eukaryota; Viridiplantae; Streptophyta; Magnoliopsida; Arecales; Arecaceae
Product: protein ENHANCED DOWNY MILDEW 2
Source: RefSeq, a predicted model, not a curated record
GUUCUUCUUGAACUUUUUUUUUUGUACUCGAUUUAAAUCACUUUUUACAUGUUUUAUCUUGCGUUUAUGGGACUUUUUUAGGUUUUUCUUUUCUUUUUCCCUUCGAGCUAUCGUAGUUUCCGGACAUUUUUUUGGUGCCUUUUCUCCUCGUUUCCUAUGAGAUUUAAGAACUAGAAGCUGAGCUUCUUUCUGAAAUUUUCUUGAAAAUUCUAUCAAUUUUAGUUUCUCUGCAGUAGUUAUGGUUUAUCUACUCCAAAUCCAUAUUUUUGAAACAUGACCACGGUUCUCUCCAAAAGAAGGCGAAAAAAAAAGAAACAAGAGUUUGAUUGACGAAGAUUUGUUUUACGAAAGUCGGAGUAUAAUCAUGUUGAAGUUAUUUAGAGGUUUGAUUCUUGUUGCAUUCCUCGAUCAUCUUUUCUGAUUUCUUGUUUAUCCACGUUAGGUUUUCCGGGUAAUCAUGUCAUUUUCAGAAGUUGAAGAUGAGAUCGUGCCACAGUUCAUCAGAGACUAUCGCUUUGUCGAUGAAAACAAGACGCCGAUCUCGUUCUCGGUUCUGCCUUCCUGGUGGCAUGGAGCAGAGAGACCCAACACCAGUAGAGGUCGAGUUUUCUUGCGUGGCAUUGCCGACGGCCACCAGGUGGUCUAUAAACAAGUGACUUCCUGGAAGCUUGGGCUUGAAGGGGGUAAGCCUGAGAUUUCGGUGCUGACGAAGGAAAAUGAGUGGAUAAGGCUUCUCAAACCAAGGGAGAGCUACUUGGAGACUGCGAGGACGAUAAUGAUCACUAUACAUUGGCUUCACUUUUUAAGAAGGAAUCCGGGAGCUUGUGCAAAGAGUGUUUGGGAACAUCUAUCCAAACUUUUCCGUUCGUUUGAGGUCAGACCUUCUGAGAAUGACCUCAGGGAUCACACCUCGUUGAUCAAGCUGGUUGCAGAGAGAGACAACAUAUUAUCAAACUCUCAGCUAGUGGUGGCUCUGAAGGAGAAGCUAGGGAAGAGACUAAUUUCUGCUGUGGCUGUUCAAAGCGAUCUAGAUGACAAAAAAGAAUUUAUUGCCAAUGAUGUUGAAGUGGACGAGGGCAUAGGAGAUGCUGAUAGCGAGGAAUCCAAUGAACAGAGAGGGUUAUUUGAUUCAAUAUGUGCCAUUUGUGACAAUGGUGGCGAAAUUUUGUGCUGUGAAGGCAGGUGCCUGAGGUCCUUUCAUGCCACUAGAGAUGCAGGCAUUGAUACAGAUUGUAGAUCCCUUGGCUACUCCAGGGCUCAAGUAGAGGCAAUGCAGAUAUUUCUAUGCAAGAAUUGCCAGUAUAAGCAACAUCAAUGCUUUGCCUGUGGAAAGUUGGGUUCCUCGGAUGAAACAGCUGGUGCUAAGGUGUUUCAAUGUGUUUCUGCAACUUGUGGUCACUUCUACCAUCCAAAAUGUGUUGCGCGAUUACUUUUUCCUGAAAAUCAAGAAGAAGCAACCGAAUGUGAAAGAAAAGUUGCGAACAGGGAAUCCUUUACAUGCCCUAUUCAUAAGUGCAUCGUUUGUAAACAAGCAGAAAACAAAGAGAUCUGGGAGCUGCAGUUUGCACUGUGUAGACGCUGUCCGAAGUCAUACCAUAGAAAGUGUUUGCCAAGGAAAAUUUCUUUUGAAGGUUCAGAGAAAAAAGGUGUCAUGCUGAGGGCUUGGGAUGGUCUUCUCCCAAAUCGUAUCUUGAUUUACUGCCUGAGGCAUGAGCUUGAUAAAGAUCUUGGAACACCCAUACGAGACCGUAUCAUAUUUCCUGAAGUCAUGGAAAAGAGAAAAACAGCGGAUGAACCAAAAAAACUUGAGAUUUCGUUGAAGAAAAGGAAGCUCUCUGAUGACUUGCCUGAAAAGCUGCCUUCUGAAAAUUCAGUGAAAUUAUUUGAAAAGCUUUCUUGUGCAGAAGAUAGUUAUGCUGCAGGUAAAGCUGGGAGAAUUGAUGCAAAGCAAAUGGUAGGCCACAAGAAAAAAGUUGAUAUUUUUAGAAACACAGAAUUGGACUCAAGUAAGGCAUUGAAAGUGAAGGGGAAAGCUCCAGCGUCAGAUAUUUCUCCAAUCUUGACUGGAGAGAAGUUUCAUAGCUCAUUUCCUGUGAUAGAUGGUGUAACGAAAAGAAAGCCGCUAAAUCAAGCCAUGAGCAAGCAGUGCUGUUGCUGCUUUCCAACAGUUCAGCUUGUUUCUUUAAUGGAGGAGGUAUCAUCCACAUUAACACUUGAAGAUGUUGUAAAAAAGCACUUGACACCAUCAACUCAUUCAUACUCUGCAAGGCACAUUGACAAGAGCAUUACUCUGGGAAAGGUGGAGGGUUCUGUUGUGGCUAUUCGAACAGCUUUACAAAAACUAGAAGAUGGUGCGAGCAUGGAAGAUGCCAAAGCUGUAUGUGAACCUGAUGUAGUCAGUCAGAUAAUUAAGUGGAGGAAUCACCUCGGAGUUUAUCUCGCACCAUUUCUCCAUGGUAUGCGCUACACGUCUUUCGGACGCCAUUUCACAAAAGUGGAGAAACUUAAGGAGAUUGUGGAUAUGCUUCAGUGGUACGUAGAAAGCGGUGACAUGAUAGUUGACUUCUGCUGUGGUGCCAAUGACUUUAGUAUACUAAUGAAAGACAAGCUGGAUGCUGUUGGGAAGAAAUGCUCAUUUAAAAAUUAUGAUAUCAUGUCACCAAAGAAUGAUUUCAAUUUUGAGAAGAGGGAUUGGUUUACAGUGCAGCUAAAUGAGUUACCUGCUGGGUCUAAAUUGAUCAUGGGGCUCAAUCCUCCCUUUGGGGUCAAAGCAUCACUUGCCAACAAGUUCAUUGACAAAGCCCUGACAUUCAGACCAAAGCUCCUCAUUCUGAUUGUCCCCAGGGAGACUAGAAGAGUCGAUAAGAGAGAUCCAAGAUAUGACCUAAUCUGGGAGGACUCUUUUAAACUUUCAGGGAAGUCCUUCUACCUACCUGGUUCUGUUGAUGACGAUGAACAACAGAUUGAACAGUGGAACUUGAGACCACCUCCCCUCUAUCUAUGGAGCCGCAGUGGCUGGACAGAGAGGCACAGGGAUAUAGCUAUAAGGCAUGGCCACAUGUCCAAGGAACAUGCUGGGUCUUCUGAUGAAGAAAGUCAAAAAGAUAGACCAGUAGAUGCUCCUCCCGCAGAGCAAAAUGAAGAGAGAGAUUCUGCUCCAAAAGAGAGAGAGCAUGAGGUUAAGAAAGAUUGCGAUAGUUCUUCAAUAAACCCCGUGGAUAGGUCCCAAAGAAGAGAAUCAAACUGUAAUGACGAGGUAUUGAAGGGAAUAGAGAAAGAUGAUCUGUCAGAUAUGGGCAUUUCACCUCCUGAUAGGAAUGAUUACCCAUUCCCAUUUGAAAACCAACUUCCAUCCAUUUCUUCUGGAACUCUUUUAGAUAGGGCGCCUUCUGGCUUGUUCGACUUCGCACUUUGUCCAGAACCCCCGUCAUUCGACCAGCGUUCUUGUGGUUGGCUUGAUGACUGAUGGUACAUUUAGAUCGUUUUUUGUAGACUCGGCAUGAAUUAUAACCAUCUAUGGUCACACGGUUUUGGAGUUUGUUACACAUUGCACAAACACUUGUAAAUUCUUAAUGAACUUCUUUUUUGAUAUUGUUAUAGUUAUGAGGCUUAUUGGCA